This is a messenger RNA of Hermetia illucens (black soldier fly), 6654 nucleotides long. RefSeq names its product protein son of sevenless (gene Sos). Bases 768 to 5489 code for a protein of 1573 amino acids. Gene Ontology annotation, cellular component: nucleosome; plasma membrane. Gene Ontology annotation, molecular function: protein heterodimerization activity; guanyl-nucleotide exchange factor activity; structural constituent of chromatin. Gene Ontology annotation, biological process: positive regulation of GTPase activity; Ras protein signal transduction. The transcript has 16 exons. NCBI's taxonomy places the organism in Eukaryota, Metazoa, Arthropoda, Insecta, Diptera, Stratiomyidae. The record is from RefSeq and is a predicted model, not a curated record.
GUCACUCUAGUGUAUUGGUUAGCUGGUUAGCCCAAAUCAUGCACUGAUUUUGAAGGAAUCUAUUGAAAAUGGCGUCGGUGGUUCGCGACGUAAACUUUUCGUUGGUCAAAUAUUGAACUCAAUUCAUCGCCAGCACGUCCCGAAUUGAGUGGAAAAUUUAGUGCAAUAAGUGCAUUUACCGCAUCAGAGAAAUCCAGCCGCAAGUGCGUCGGGAAUAGUGAGAAAUUGCCAAGUGAAAAAUCAAGGGGAGUGUGAAGCAUCUCCGGGGGCUCCGUCUCGUCCAUUCGCAGACGAGUCAGUGUGCCAAGAAGUGUGAAUCUAAGGAAAGCUGCGUGCUUUGUCGCCGAGGAAAGUUUGCGGAUUUCCGUGGAAAAGCAUGUUUACUCGGUUGCUGGCGUGCUCGAUUCAUGGAAGCAGCGUCGCGGCCGCCGCCACCGUCCGGAUCGUCGCGAGGCAAUGAGCAGUUCCGCAUUGUCGCAAUGUCCUUUGGUACGCAAGCAAUGCGUAGAUUCGAAAAGUGCAAUCGCAGUCGGUGCUGAAGUGCAUAGUUUACAGUAGAGCUACUCUGCCGCGUACCCGCUUGACGCCCAACCGCCGCAAGUCGCUCGCGGACCGAAUUUCGUGUUGGGCAGAGGCCAGUGGACAAGUGCAAGUCGUUCGCGUUGUCGUCGCCUUCCAAGUCUGGGACGUCCUCGCCGUCCCGCUGCCGCCACCGCCACCGACUCCAACAUCAUCUGCUCCUCCUGAACGGGACGCAUUCCCACAAAAUGUUCUCCGGGCAGCAUGUAACCAGCGAUUCGAAACCGUACGAUUUUGAGAAGAGCGAGAAUGCAGCCAAGUGGAAAGGACUGUUCAGUCCAGCAUUGAAGAAGGUUCUGGAACAGGUGCAUCCUCGUCUGACUGCGGGCGAGGAUGCCCUUCUGUACGUGGAAAGUCUGUGCCUUCGACUUCUGGCUAUGCUCUGUGCAAAACCUCCGCCGCAUACGAUACAGGACAUUGAAGAUCGCAUUGGAAAAACCUUUCCAACACCGAUUGACAAAUGGGCGUUAAACGAGGCUCGUGACACAAUCGACAAAUCAAAGAAAAAGAAGUCGGUAUUGCCUGUGGAUCGAGUUCAUACCAUGCUUCAAAAGGAGGUUCUACAGUACAAAAUCGAUAGUUCGGUAUCGUUGUUUCUAGUUGCUGUUUUAGAAUAUAUUUCGGCUGACAUACUAAAGCUAGCUGGAAACUAUGUUAAGAACAUCAAACAUGUGGAAAUAUCACGAGAAGAUAUUAAGGUUGCCAUGUGCGCUGAUAAGGUGCUUAUGGAUAUGUUCUAUCAAGGCGAUAAUAGUAGUACAAUAAUACCAAGUCCUCUCCCACCAACACCGAGUGGAAGCGCAAGCUACGAAGAAGUCGUGAAGGAGCUGAUACACGACGAGAAACAAUACCAACGUGAUUUGCAUAUGAUAAUCCGAGUUUUUCGGGAUGAAUUAACGAAAAUAGUAGACGAUCCCAAGAAGCUAGAAAUCAUAUUUUCCAAUAUAUUCGACAUUUACGAAGUGACUGUGACAUUAUUGGGAUCUUUAGAAGAUGUUAUUGAAAUGUCGCAAGAACAGAAUCUACCUUACGUAGGAAGUUGUUUCGAGGAAUUGGCAGAGGCCGCAGAAUUUGAUGUUUACAUUAAGUAUGCAUCGGAGGUGACAUCAGCGCAAUCGCGGGACACUUUAACAAAUUUACUUGCAACAUCAAAGGCAAGCUCAUUAAUAUCUGCGGGACAUGGAUUUCUGGAGGCUUGUAAAUAUUAUCUACCAAAACUUCUACUUGUGCCCAUAUGGCAUGCAUUUCUAUAUAUAGAAUAUGUUAGUAUAUUACGAUCUCUAAGUCCGUCAGUUGAGGAUACAGAAAGUUUUUCACAAGUUUUGGGCUUAUUAAAACCAUUGCAAAGUAGUCUAGAGAAUAUCGUAUCACAUUUACCAAAGGAGUCGGUGGUACGAACACCUACACGUGCCAGACGUCAAUUAGCAAUCUUAAGAACUCUGGAGUUGCAAAAUAGCGUGGAACACUGGGAUACGGACGUUGUCGGGCAAAAUUGCAAUGAAUUUAUUAGAGAGGAUACUCUAGCUAAAUUAGGAUCAGGGAAACGUAUAACUGAACGAAAAGUUUAUCUGUUUGAUGGUCUCUUAGUUUUAUGUAAAUCCAUUUCAAGACGUCAAGCCACCUCGGUGGCUGGUAAUAAUUACGAAUAUCGAUUAAAGGAGAAAUUCUUUAUGAGAAGACUGCACGUUAUAGAUCGAGCCGAUACCGAUGAGUUGAAGAAUUCAUUUGAAAUAUCGCCCCGUGAUCAACAAUCUGUUGUACUCAUAGCAAAAACUCCUCAACAUAAAAAUGAUUGGAUGGCCGAUUUGAUAAUGGUUAAUACAAAAUCGAUGUUAGAUCGUAUACUCGAUAGUUUUUUAUUAGAUAUUGAAAAACAGCAUCCCUUACGAAUGCCUAGUCCAGAUAUUUAUAAAUUUGCAGUUCCUGAUAGUCCAGAAAAUAUCAUAUUAGAAGAGAAGGAUAGUACGGGUGUGCCACUGAUAAAGGGAGCAACAUUGUGCAAAUUGAUAGAACGUUUAACUUAUCACAUUUAUGCGGACCCUAUGUUCGUUAGAACAUUCCUCACAACAUAUCGUUAUUUCUGUACACCUCAUGAACUUCUUCAACUGCUGAUUGAACGUUUCAAUAUUCCUGAUCCGAGUCUAGUGUAUCCUGAUCAGCCUAAUGACAAAGACAUGAUCGGAUGCGAACCUGAUAAAAUACAUAAAAAUUCACAGAGAGAAGACUGGAAACGUUACAAGAAGGAGUACGUACAACCCGUUCAGUUUCGAGUGUUGAACGUAUUGCGACAUUGGGUCGACCAUCAUUUCUAUGAUUUUGAAAAGGACGAUGGAUUGCUAACAAAGUUGCAAGAUUUUCUGAACACGGUGAAUGGUAAAUCAAUGCGAAAGUGGGUCUAUUCGGUCCUGAAGAUAGUGCAAAGAAAGACUUCACACAAAGAUAGCCACAAAGAAAUCACUUUUGCUUACGGCAACAGCCCACCUGCGAUUGAGCAUCACUUACAAGUUCCUGAAAACGAAUACAACUUGCUAACUCUCCACCCAUUGGAGUUGGCACGUCAGCUAACACUUCUCGAGUUUGAACUCUAUAAAAACGUAAAACCUUCAGAACUAGUCGGAUCUCCGUGGACGAAAAAAGACAAGGAACAGAAAAGUCCGAAUCUACUUAAACUAAUGAAACACACAACAAAUAUGACUAGAUGGUUCGAGAAGUCAAUAAUUGAAGCUGAAAAUUAUGAAGAACGCGUUGCAAUGGUUACACGUGCCAUUGAAGUGAUGAUUGUUAUGAUGGAGUUGAAUAAUUUCAACGGAUGCCUAUCGAUUAUAGCGGCCAUGGGAAGCGCCUCUGUGUUUCGACUAAAGUUAACAUUUUCAGGUCUACAAUCGAGAUAUGAAAAAUGGUUGGAGGAAUGUCGCGAACUUAACACCGAUGGCCAUUUAAGAAAAUAUAUAGAGAAAUUAAGAUCCAUAAACCCUCCUUGUGUACCAUUUUUCGGGCGCUAUCUUACCAAUAUUAUACAUUUAGAAGAGGGAAAUCCAGAUUUCCUACCCAAUACAGAACUGAUUAAUUUUUCUAAACGACGAAAGGUAGCGGAAACUAUAGGAGAAAUUCAACAGUAUCAAAAUCAGCCAUAUUGCUUAAAAGUGGAUCCGAAAAUACGGAACUUUUUACUGAAUUUGGACCCUUUCAAAGGAAUGUCGGAUACAGAAAUAUCGAACUAUUUGUAUAAAGAAAGCUUAAGAAUAGAACCUAAAGGCUGCAAACAACCACCAAAAUACCCAAGAAAAUGGCCGGACAUACCCCUCAAAUCUCCCGGUAUUAAACCACGACGGCAGAAUAACAAUAGCAGUUCAAAUUCCAACAAUCAGAACACUUUACCGCAACUGGGUCAACAUUCGCACAGUUCAAAGUCACAUCACAUGCAUACCAACGAAGGCGAGCAAAGUCCACCUGGUUCGAAUUCAUUCUCUUCAAAUACAUCAUCCAAUGCGAGUGAUUUCAGUAUAUUUCAAACUAUUCGGAUACAACCUCGCAAUGGAUCGGCCAAUAACUUCCACUAUAACAGUCAAACCCAUCACAUCUCCCAUUCGGGUGAUGCGAGUAUGCAUCACACAAGCCCAAUGUCGUGUGCAGCUUGGACAUCUACACCCAAGGAUUUUUCAGAUACGGUAUCAAUCAAUUCAACAAUGAUGGGAGCAGCACCAGGAAUACCAAAACGAUCGAACAGUAUUAUAUCGGUGAAUUCUACAUUCGUCAACAGUUCAGCCGAUUCAUGUUGUAAACCAAUUUUAAGUCCGGCGAGUACGAGUAAUUCAACUAAUACGAAUAAUUGGCGCCAUCCGCCUUUUGUUAUUCCUAAACAGUAUGAGCCGCUGAAUGAAGAUGCUCAACCGAUGCUUUCAAAUUCGUUCAAUAGCUUAAACAGUGAGCCAUCACCGCCGCCUAUUCCUUCUCCAACUAUUAGUCCGAGAACUGAUUCUUGUCUAAUGAAUCGAUCUCCAUUCCAAAAUAUGUCACACCAUAGAGUAAAUACUAGAUGUAGUACGUAUAGUUUAAGUGAUGAUUCGUCAACUUCAGCGUCUAAUGCUAUGGGAGGAAUCAGUGAUCACCCGCCUCAUGUGUUUCCGCCAAGUCCUAAAACUCAACAGAAUUGCAUUUUUGCAAAUUCAGCGACAGAUCUCGCAGGGUCGAAUGAUUUUGGACAAGUCCCAAUCUCGCCACAUGUUAAUGUUCCAAGUACACAAAUUAGCUUUAAUCCAGUUGUUCCUCCACCAAUUCCACCACGACGACCUGAACGGCGGGAACUCGGUGGAGAAGCUGCCAGCUAUGCACAAAAACGCCAAGCACCAGACGCACCAGAGUUGCCACCACGCGAUGGGGAACUAAGUCCUCCUCCACUACCGCCACGACUUCACCAUCAACCCCGCAAUCCAUUAAUAACACUUGAUUCAUUAGCCUCGGCACCGACCCUGAAUCAUCACCAUCAUAAUCAUCAACAUCAAGAUGGCUUCAUAGCAGGGAACAGUAAUUUAAUGUUACCAUAUACAAGUGCAAUUAUGAUGCGACGAAAUUCGGCCAUGGAAAAAGCAGCAAAACAACAACAAGCAUCGAGCGGUCUAACAACACCAAGUCCCGGUUCGCAAAGUGCACAAUCAUCACUAGCAACAAAUUCAUCAACAACAUCAUCACCAAUGACACCAGCAACACCUAUGUCGCCAUCACUUGCACCACCUUUACAACCACCACCAAUUGCAACACGACGUACAAGCACAAAUACAUCGCCGCAAUUUUCACCAGGCGAAUCGACACCAAAGCUUCCGCCUAAGCCAAGAAUGAAUUCGAAUUUUUAUAAUAAUACUCAAGAUAAACACGCAACAAUGUUUCCAUAUCCAAGUACAAAUCAUGAAUAAGCGAAUGAUCGAAGGAACACUGUCAGCCAGAGUAAGCAAAGGAUACAAAGAAAGAAAGCAAAGGAUAUAAAGAGAGAAAGGACUCGUAUCAAAUUUGGCUUGCGAACGAUACACGAUAUCUAACAAUUUUUCCUUCUUAUUUAAUUUGCAAAUUAAUUUCUGUUUAAUAACAAAUGACGACACAUCAGACUUAUGCGAACCAUCGACAAAUAAUAAUUAAUUGGAUAAUUUUCAUGGAAACUGUUAUAAAUACUACGAUGUUGCGACUGGCACUGCAGAUUGAGGCGGGGUAAAAUGUUUUUUUUUAAUUUUUGUUUUGUUUUUUGUUUUUUAGUUAUUAUUUGAAUAAAAAAAAACGAAAAAUGUUAGAAUUUUCAAGCCAUAUUAUCGAAUUUCGUGCAAUUUCAAAUAAUAUGAAAUAAAGCGAAAUUCGUAAGAUAAGUUCAAAAGUAAAUGUUAGGAAAUGUAACGUGAGAAUGCUGUUUAUUCAAAUACGAAUGGAAAUUAGUUGGAUUUUAUUCAAAAGUGAAUGAUUUUAGUUUUCAACAAAAGAAAAAGAAUUGAAUGAAGUAAAAAUCAAUCAAAAAAAACUACACGUUCUUCUUAGACAAAUCUCCCAAAAUGUACCUUAAUGUAAGGUGGUUAGUUUUAUAACAAGUCAAUGUUACUUGCUGUCUGCGUGAAUCAAUAAAAAAAAUAAAGAAAAAUUCGACUAGAUUUGAAUUAGAUUUAGAAUUGUUAAAACAGGGAUCAAAUUGUUAUAAUUGAUGGAAAUUAUUUUCGAGAUUUGUUUAAAAGGAAUAUUUUUAUUCUUAAAGAAAUUUAUUGGCUGUUUUUCGAGAUGAAAUUUAUUUGAGAAAGCAAAAUGUCUUUUACGGUGCAUGUUAUAUUGUAUUUGAUUAAGUUCGAGCACGAGACGAAGAUAUUUUUCAUAGAUUGGCUUUUAUACAUUUUAAUGCGUUAUUUUUUUUAUUAGAAAAACAUUUCCUUCGGUUAAGACAGUUCAUGUUUUUGGUUCUAAUAAAUUUAUGAACGUUUAGCUUCUAAUGUAAGUCAUAAAUCUAUCAAGGGAAGUUUAUAGCGAAACGAUAUUGCAUAGCAAACAUGUUGUUAGAGAGAAAAUGUAACGAGUUGUACUGAAGUCACAAAAUAUUUAAAAAAAAAA